CGAGCCCAAAAGGCAGGCCCGCAUCGAAUUCAAUCCAAUCCAAUCACACUGGCGUCUCCGCUUCCCCACACCACAGUGACCAUGGCGGCGACCUCGCCGUCGACCGCACCUAUACGAGCCCUAUGCCCAGGGCCGAAUCGCGUCUCCUUGCCUGCUGCCGCCGCCUCCCCCGCCGCGCUACUCCUCGGUGGAGACCCCCGCGAUGCAGCCGUAAAGGGAAGCCGGCCGUCACAGACGUCGUGGAGGCGGCGGCACCGAGGGGACCAGAGACUGAGAGGAAGGAUGACGAAGAGCCGGAGGCCGGUGCGCUUCGUGGGGUGCUGGGGUGGCUCAGGAUUGAUGGGGUUGCGGCGGAUAUCAUCAGCAUCGCCGCGCCCGCCGUGCUCGCCCUCGCCGCCGACCCAAUCACGGCGCUCGUCGACACCGCCUUCGUCGGCCAUAUCGGCUCGGCUGAACUCGCGGCUGUUGGUGCGUCUGCUUCCGUCUUCAAUUUGGUAUCCAAGCUGUUCAAUGUGCCAUUGCUUAAUGUCACCACAUCAUUUGUUGCGGAGCAGCAGGCAGUCAAUGACAAUAGUAGUUCUAAUACCACAGGACAAAGAGAUGAUUUUUUUACUCCACAAAAGAAGGCAAGCCAACAAAAGAAGGUUCUUCCGGGUUCAACGCCCUUGGCUCUAGCUGCCGGCAUUGGAUUGUUGGAGAUGGUGGCACUGAUUGUUGGAUCUGGGACGCUGAUGAACAUCAUUGGUAUACCCGUUGAUUCACCAAUGCGAGCACCAGCAGAACAAUUUCUUACAUUGAGGGCAUAUGGUGCUCCGCCAAUUAUAGUGGCACUUGCAGCUCAGGGUGCAUUUCGUGGAUUGCUGGAUACGAAGACACCACUGUAUGCUGUGGGUGCUGGCAAUCUAUUAAAUGCAAUACUGGAUGCUGUACUUAUUUUUCCACUUGGUCUAGGAGUAAGCGGCGCUGCCUUGGCUACAGUGACCUCUGAGUACUUUAUAGCAUUGAUCCUUCUUUGGAAGCUGAAUAACAAAGUAGACCUGUUCUCAUGGAAUAUCAUUGGAAAUGGAGUAAUCCGCUACCUGAAAUCUGGUGGACUGCUAAUUGGCAGAACAAUUGCAGUACUCCUGACAUUGACACUAUCUACGUCCCUGGCUGCAAGGGAAGGGCCUGUUCCAAUGGCUGGCUAUGAGAUAUGCUUGCAAGUGUGGUUAACGAUUUCUCUGCUGAAUGAUGCUCUAGCCAUUGCUGGUCAGGCUCUACUUGCAAGCGAGUACGCAAAAGGGAAUUACAAGCAAGCCCGCAUGGUUUUAUACAAAAUCCUGCAGGUUGGAGGUGUGACUGGCGUUGCACUUGCUGCUACCCUACUUAUUGGCUUUGGAUCUUUGUCCUUGCUGUUUACAGAUGAUCCUGCAGUUUUGGACAUUGCCCAAUCUGGAGUUUGGUUUGUCACUAUUUCUCAGCCGGUAAAUGCUAUUGCAUUUGUGGCCGAUGGGCUCUACUAUGGUGUUUCUGACUUUGCCUACGCUGCAUACUCUACGUUUUUUGCAGGGGCCGUCUCAUCAGUAUUCCUACUUAUCGCUGCUCCUAAGUUUGGUCCUGGUGGUAUCUGGGCUGGCCUUACUCUAUUUAUGAGUUUGCGAGCAAUUGCUGGUUUCUGUAGGUUAGGGAGCAAAGGUGGACCUUGGGAAACUAUCUUGUCAGAGAGCCAUAUAGCCGUGGGUAACAGAAGGCCUGUGUGGGCAGAUAACAAGGAGGAGGCGGCUUUACAGCUUUCGAGUGUUUACCAUGUAUGUACAAGAAAGCUGCGUUCCCAUAGAAGGCCCUUCCUGUAAAUUUUGCUUCUGGAAAAUCCUGCAUGUAAAUGAUAAAAUGAAUUGUCUAACAUUCGGAUCUGUGCAUCUUGUAAACAUUUUUGGCAUUUGUGUAACUCAGUGGAUGCUUGAAAUAGAAUUAUCUUAGUUGCUUGUU
Panicum hallii is the source of this 1968-nucleotide messenger RNA. RefSeq names its product protein DETOXIFICATION 44, chloroplastic-like. Gene Ontology annotation, biological process: transmembrane transport. The record is from RefSeq and is a predicted model, not a curated record. Gene Ontology annotation, molecular function: antiporter activity; xenobiotic transmembrane transporter activity. Gene Ontology annotation, cellular component: membrane. NCBI's taxonomy places the organism in Eukaryota, Viridiplantae, Streptophyta, Magnoliopsida, Poales, Poaceae.